GAACAAAGACUAAAAUACUUCAUUAAUGAAUCCAUCUUCUCUACCUGUUCUCAGGGGGAACUAGACUCCGCCUCCUCCAGCCUAAGCCCCGCCUUCUCCGCUCACCUGCAGGAGGCUGAACAACGAAUCAGAUCGCAGAGACAGCUGGACCAGCUGCAGCUGGAGGUGGAGCUGCUGCAGAGAGAGAAGAAGAACGCCGACGUGGUGCACGCUUUCUAUCUCACUCGGCGGUUCCAGAUGCUCCAGGUGUUGUGCGCUCACCUGCAGGACGUCCUGAAGGACCAGACCAGUCUGAGACAGAGGCUGAUGAAGCCGCUGGGACGCACACACCUGCCGGUCCCAGCUCACCUGCACAGGUCUGUG
This is a messenger RNA of Etheostoma cragini (Arkansas darter), 363 nucleotides long. It is a transcript of the gene haus2, whose product is annotated as HAUS augmin like complex subunit 2. The annotation marks the transcript as partial. NCBI's taxonomy places the organism in Eukaryota, Metazoa, Chordata, Actinopteri, Perciformes, Percidae. The transcript is spliced from 4 exons. The record is from RefSeq and is a predicted model, not a curated record. Gene Ontology annotation, biological process: spindle assembly; centrosome cycle; microtubule nucleation. Gene Ontology annotation, cellular component: centrosome; mitotic spindle microtubule; HAUS complex.